Molecule: messenger RNA, 7114 nt
Organism: Quercus robur (English oak)
Lineage: Eukaryota; Viridiplantae; Streptophyta; Magnoliopsida; Fagales; Fagaceae
Product: disease resistance protein RUN1-like
Exons: 9
Coding region: 203-3715 (1170 amino acids)
Biological process (GO): signal transduction; defense response
Molecular function (GO): ADP binding
Source: RefSeq, a predicted model, not a curated record
CUUCUUUCUUUCCUUCUCAUCUUCUUUCUGCUUUUCAUUAUCGCUAAUAGAGCUACCUUUACGUUCCUUGCCCUAGGGCAUUCUCCUUACAGAAAUUAAGAUCUCAUAAAGCUCUGAUAACUCUCUUUCCAGGUUUCCAUUUUCUUUGUUCUGCAACUUCCUUUGUAACUUUUCCACAAAAAAGCUUGUUUCUAAGUUUCCAAUGGCUUCCACUAGCUCCGAAACACCCUCUUCACCUGGUUGGAAAUUCGAUGUUUUUCUCAGUUUUCGGGGUGAGGACACCCGCCAUGGCUUUACAGACAAUUUAUAUGAGGCAUUUAUAUCGAAAGGCAUUGAAGCGUUUAGAGACAACGAAAAACUCCAACUAGGACAAGAAAUUGCUUCUGAGCUCAUACAAGCAAUAGAAAAUUCCCAGUAUGCAAUCGUUGUUUUCUCAGAAAAAUAUGCCGAUUCUAGGUGGUGCUUGGAUGAACUUGUUGAAAUUGUUGAAUGCAAAAAAAAUAAGGGACUUAAAGAAGUGGUGCCCGUCUUUUACCACGUAGAUCCCUCCGACGUACGGAAGCAGACUGGGCCGUUUGAAAAAGACUUUGACGAACAUCAAAGAAAUGACAGAAUCGACAGGGAGAAGAUCCAGAAAUGGAAGGAUGCUAUGAGAGAAGUGGGGCAUUUAAAAGGCGAGCAUAUACUGCCACAUCAAACGUAUGAGGCAAAAUCUAUCCAAGACAUUGUGGAAGUGAUAUUUAAUAAAUUGCAUGAUACCUUCUUGGAACUUACCAAGGGACUGAUAGGUAUGGAAUCCCGAGUUGAGACAUUGAAGUCAUACUUAGCUAUAGAGUCAAAUGACGUUCGCAUGAUAGGAAUUUGGGGGACAGGAGGAAUGGGUAAGACAACUCUUGCAGGAGUUGUUUAUAGAAUGGUUUACAAUAAAUUUGAUGCUUGCUGUUUUAUCGAAAAUAUUAGGGAAGAAUCUAAAAAACAUGGUUUACAUAAGAUACAACAAAUACUUUUGAGGAAACUUUUGAAGUAUAGAGAUUUGGAGGUAGACAAUGUUCAUGAUGGAGUUCUCAUGAUAAAAAGUAGGUUAUGUAAAAGAAAGAUUCUUCUUGUUCUUGAUGACGUAACUGAUUUAAAACAUUUGGAAAACUUAGCUGGGGAGCGUUGUUGGUUUGGUUCAGGUAGUAGAAUUAUGAUAACAACAAGAGAUAGGCAUUUGUUGGGGUUGUGUGAAGAAGAAAUAUAUGAGGCUGAAGUCUUGAAUCAUGAGGAAGCUCUUCAACUUUUUAGUUUGAAAGCUUUUAAAAUGGACCAUCCAACUGACGAUUAUGGAAAGCUAUCUCAAGCUUUUGUAGAUUAUUGUAAGGGGCUUCCUUUGGCCCUUGAAGUUUUGGGUUCUUCCUUGUUCAAAAAAAGCAUUGAAGUAUGGGAAAGUAAACUGGGUAAGCUCAACGAAGUUGGUGAAAGAACAAUUUUCGAUGUGCUUCAAAUAAGUUUUGAUGGACUAGAUCAAACAGAGAAGGAUAUUUUCUUAAAUAUUGCAUGUUUUUUUAAUCACAAUGAUCAAAAUAACGUCAAAAAAAUACUAGACUAUCUUGGGCUUCAUGCUGGAAUUGGACUGGAGGAUCUUAUUGAUAAGUCUCUCAUUAAAUUGCAUGAAAAUCAAUUGUGGAUGCAUGAUUUACUACAAGAAAUGGGUCGAGAUAUAGUUCGUUCAGUGUGCAAAUAUCUUCCUGAGGAAUGUAGUAGAUUGUGGUCAUUUGACGACAUCAACAAUGUGCUGACAGAAAAUACGGGAACAGAGAAAAUUCAAUAUAUAGUACUAGAGAUGCAUGAACCAAAAAAUGUAGAUUGGGAUCCUGAGGCCUUUUCAAAGAUGCGAUAUCUAAAAUUGCUUAAAAUUUGUGGUGUUCAACUUAUGCAUGAUCUCAAACAUCUUCCUAAUAGCUUAAGAAUUCUUGAUUGGAAAGGGUACCCUUCAAAAUCGUUGACAUCAAGUUCCCGAUUAAAGAGUUUUGAGAAUUUGAAAUUCAUGAAUCUGAGUGAAUCUCUAAAACUUAUUGAAGCCCCAGACAUCAUUGAAGUCCCAAAUCUUGAGAGUUUGGUUCUUAAAAGUUGUAUAAAUUUACGUAGGAUUCACCCAUCAAUUGGAAUUCAUAAAAAGCUUACCAUUCUUGAUUUACAACGGUGCGAGAACCUCACAAGUCUUCCAAGCAAGUUUGAAAUAGAGCGCCUUGAGGAACUUAAUCUUAAUGAGUGCUCAAAAAUAACAGAAAUUCCAGAAUUCGGGAGAAACAUGAAUAGUGUACGCAUCAUUUAUUUAGGUUCUACUGCAAUUACAACACUACCCACGUCGAUUGAGCAUUUGACUGGCCUUGUUGAGUUGAGUGUAAAUAGUUGCAAAAAUCUUGUGCAUUUACCUAAUACCAUUUUUAAUUUAAAGUUGGUUAGAAAAGUCUGUCUUCAGUUUUGCACAAAACUGGAUAGACUGCCAGAGAACCUAGGGAAUGCCGAAAGUCUAGAGAAGUUGGAUUUGUGGGAAACUGGUAUAAGAGAGGUCCCUUCUUCCAUUGGUCUCUUAAAACAUCUUCAUUCCCUAACAUUGACUGAAUGUAAGGGGUUAUCAAUGCCAACAAGUCCUCAUCCCAUCGACUUGCUAUUCUCUUCUCUAUCUCUUGCACCUGCGCCUUCUUUGACCCGCUUGCUUUUAAGUGACUGCAAUCUCAAGGCAAUCCCUAAUGAUAUUGGUUCCUUAGUCUCUUUGGAAUGGUUGGUUCUAGAUGGAAAUGAUUUUGAUUGCCUUCCGGAAAGCAUCAUUCAACUUUCGAAAUUGAAAUGGAUGCACUUGAAUAAUUGCACAAGUCUUCGAUCAUUGCCAAAGCUUCCAUUGAAUGUUGAAUUCGUCGAGGCAGAAGGUUGUAUCUCACUGGAAAUGUUACCAGAUCCAUUAAAACAAAGCGAUGCAUUGGAACCAUCUCUCUAUCUUCAUAAUUGCUCUAAAUUGGCUGACAAUCAAAGCUGCAUAGACAGGUUUAUCUCAGGGAUAGAAAAGUCCCUCAAGCUCUCUCCCUCUCUUCCUCUCAAAUUCCUAAAAAAGGAAUAUGAAAUUUUUUUUCCUGGAAGUGAAAUUCCUGAGUGGUUUAGCCACCAAAGCAUGGGGGAUGAAGUGGAAAUAAAAAUACCUUCUCAUUUGUGUAAGAACGUGGGAAUUGCUUUUUGUUUUGUGUUUUGUACGCAUGAGCAGCAUGAUCUUGCUCCCAUUUUUUCAUUUUUGUUGAUAGCCAAUGGAAAAGAAAUUUGUAUUGGUUACUAUGACACACAUUGUUGCGUUUCAUCAGAUCUCCUUUGUCUAGUCUAUGCGACUCCUCAAUUCUUCGACGAGGAACCAAAUAAAUUAAUGUGGGAAGGUGAUGGGAAUGGAUUCAGUCAGAUUAGAAUUAAAAUUGAAGCGUGCGAAUUCGAGAUAAAAAAAUGGGGGUUCCGUAUGAUGUACAAGGAAGUCAAGAGCAGUCGUGAUGAUUACAAUGGGGCUGGACCCAGUGGAGAAGGAAGCUCAAAAAGGAUUAAAAGGCACACAGAAACCAAUGGUAACUCUGAUUCUGAGUUAAGUGAGUACAAGGACUGUGAUGACUCUGAUUCUGAGGAGUCAAGUGAGUACAAGGACUGUGAUGAGGAGUUCAGCGAUUGUGAAGAAUCUAAUGAACGUAACCCUGAUGGUUAAUCAACUUUUCAGCCCAUUUCAGAUCAUGACCAAGGCCAUCCACCCAUGCCCAUUUCACAUGUUCAUCCUUAUAUUAAUUAGACCCAAGCAGGAAAGCAAGUAUUUAACAAGAUUGAAAAUGUGAGAAGGGUAACGGACAUUUCAAAAAACAAAGAAAAGCCUCAACAGCAGCAAGAUAAGCAAAUCCAAACCUUUAGAGAGGGUUCAAUUGCAACCAAUCCUGUUGGAGGAGAGCUGCAAGGGUAGGAGAUGGAAAUAGCAGGGAUCCAAUUUCUUUUUUAAAAAUAGAGAAUGUGCAUGUUCAUAGCUGCUUCUGAGGAAUCAAGUGAGUGAUUAGUGACCUGAGAUUUUUUCAUUGGAAGGAAUUUUGUGAAGUGACCUGGAAGGUUGAUCAACAUUUUUCUCUCUAUCACCCAUAAGUCAUCAUCCUUCUUAAUUUGAGUUUUGUUGGUUGAUGCAUCAUCACUUUCCCUUUCCUUUGGCAUAUAGUUGUACUCUUUUGGGUUAAUUUUAACUUCAAAAUAGUUUCUUGCUAGCUAUACCUUAGUUGAUUAUUAGCACUUAUUCAAACUCCCCUCUGGUUUGUUUCCUUAAUCAAAAAACACAAAGCAAUAGUCCUAGCUAAUUUGAUAUGCAUAUAUAAAACAGUCUUAUGAAAUAAACAAUGAUUAGGGUCAUCUUGGUUUAGUGAUUGUGCUACUUGUUUGGUUUAGUUUAAAAUUUUUCAAGGUGCAAAAACAAUAUAUGCAUGCCAAUGCAAACAUUACAAUCGAAAUUAAUUUUUAUCUCAUUACAUUUUAUAUAUGUGAAGUCAUGCAUAGAUCGCAGUCAAAAUGAUUAGUCUAGCUAGGGGUAGCAUCAAGCUUCCUCACUAGUUGAAAGUUAUCUAAAGUUGUGUACUAACCUUCAACCAAAGAAAAUGCUUUUUUUUUUCUGUUUAAGAGAAUAGAUGUGUUUUCUGUUCUAGUUCUUGUUCCUUUUAUUUUUGUUUUGCGCCGAAAAUUCUUAUUAAUUUAAAGUAUGACAACAGUUAUAUAAAUUUUCCCCAAUCCACUUGCUAUAUUUGCUAAGACAAUCAGGAUUCCAAUUCUAAAAUGUACAAACUUUACAAUCAAAUGUAGUUAUAAAAUUUAAAAUCUUCAGCAAUGAGGAACUUGAUAAUAACUUUUAUGAGGAAUUAAUUUGGAUAUUUAAAAUUUCUGUAAAGAACAAAUCAUUUAAACAAGUUCUUGAUACAUCCAAAUAUCAACAUUAUUUUAUUUUUUUUUUUGACUGAAAAAGAUAGAAAAUAUCGACAUUAUUGACAAACGAUCGUAUCAGAAUAAUUAGUCUUCCUAGAGUUUGUGUCUAGCUUCCUCCCUUGUUGAAAGUGGAGCAUGAGGAUUGAUUGGAUUAAGCUUCCUAUUUGGGGUUGGCGUUCAGUCUCUUUCUGGAGAUUGUUCUGAGAAUGAAAAGAAGAAAUAAAUGCUGUGAGGCAUGGUACCCUACGAGGAAUGCCUGUUAUGCUUAGGUCGAAAGCGCGGAUAGACGGUAUAAGCCAAAGAAAGCCUCUUUACCUUCAGGGUUGUUUGCUAACCUGAAACCAAAGCAGAUGCUCUUUUUCUGAUUAAGAGAAUAACUGAUUUUUCUAUUCUUUUCUUUUUAUUUUCUUUUUAUUUUUUGCUUUUGCUUUUCUCUGAAUUUUUAUUAUUUAAAAGUAGGACAACAACCUUAAAGUUACUAAAAUGACUUGUAUUAGCAUGUUUGAGGACAUUGUUAUUGCAAUCUCAUAAUGCAACAAUUUUUAGAAUCAAAUCAUGGUUAGUGAUUGUUCAAAAUUUUCAACCAUGAGGAGCUUGAUCAUAACUUAACUUAAUGGGGAAUUAAUUUUGAUAUGCAAAAUUUCAUCAAUGACCAAGUCAUUACCAUGUUCUCGAUAUAUCCAAAUAUUGUCAUGUUGUUGACAAUUGAUCAGUUCAUUGAUCAACAGAGAAAGGUCUGCAUUAGCAGCAGUAAUAUUCUUGGUGAACUGCAUUUAGUCCAAUUUUUAUGUGUCACCAAAAAAAUGUUGUGAAUGAUUGCAUAAUACUCAAUUGUUAGACCUGUCUUGUCAAAUCUGUGAUUUACCAUAAAAUAAGUGUGUUUGGAUCUAUUACUAAAUGACCUUAGCCAUCUGAUGCCUUUAUUCAAUGUUGGGAAAUCACCAAAGACUUCAUCUUCCCAUGUAAUGCUUGUGAAGAAGAAUUGAUGAGACCUUUAUAAUAUUUGAAUUUCAUUUUUAAAGUGUCAUACCUUUCUUCCUUUGAUUUCUUAUUUAGAUAUUUCUUUCGUGCGUUCUUUCCUCUCCUUCCUCUUUUACUUCAGAGAUUUAGGAGUUUAAUAGGUCCCCUGUGACAUAUCUUUUUUCUAUUGUGCUGUCCUACAUAUAUAAUUUAGUAGACAGGUACGACCACAUGUAAGUGUCCCGUUACUUUUUGAUACUAAUAGUUUAAAACUCUUUUUAUACGUAGUACUGCUCUUUAAUUGUUUAAGCUUUUACCAAAUAAAUUUUGUGCUAUUUCCUUUUGACGUUCUUGAAGUUUUCUAUCUUUUUUACCUUUAACCGCGAAUGAAAUUAUUGACUGAAAUUUGUACUUACUCAUAUCAGAUCAUGAACAGGGCAAAACUGUUCAUGCUCAUUUCACAGGAUAAAACAAACCAGAAGACUUGAUCUCCAUAGGUGCAUAUUCAAUCAGGCAAGCAACUGUGCAGAAAAGGUUGAAAAAUAAAGAAGGCAUCCUGCUUUGAUUGGACCUGAUUAGAGAGCUGUACUCUACAAAAAGUGGCUGCUCAAAUUUUAGCUAUCCCUAUCUCAAGCUGUGGAGUUACUGAUAAGCUGCUAUAGCCUCAUACAACACAACAUAGUAUGCACAAGCCUAUGAUGCACAACUUGUUGAUUAGAGUAACUGCUGGAGAGUUCCAAGGGGAGUGUGUCCAGUUAUGGAGGGAUGGCAAGUGUAACUGACAGUAGAGGGGCACUGGCAGAGCAGAUGCAAAUGGGGUUGUUUUGCCUAUGUAGCUAAAUCAUGGGCUGGCAGAUAAUUUUUCAGCCUAUUCCAGUAAUGCCGUAUGCAAAAAAGUGGAAGCUUACUGUUUGAGAAGCAUAUUUUCCAGGCUUGUUUUGGUUAGUGGAAGAUUGGAGGACCUGUGGAAAAGAAGAAGGUUCCUUGGCAGCUUGCUGCGUUGAUUGAAGAACACAAGUGCAAGGAAGUUGGAGAACGCCAGUGGUGUACAUUUGCUGUGCACAGGAGUCACUAAUGAGGCUAGAGUCCUGGUUACUUUUGCUUGUAACUCUUUUAUGAACAUUUUUUGGGCUUGUAACUCUAUUACUAGAGAGUUAAAUUUUAGCAGUCUGGAUAAUAUAUAGCCAAUUUGUUUCAA